This is a messenger RNA of Symbiodinium sp. CCMP2592, 1581 nucleotides long. The record is from the annotation of a GenBank genome assembly. NCBI's taxonomy places the organism in Eukaryota, Dinophyceae, Suessiales, Symbiodiniaceae.
AUGGAGUUCGAUCGUUUGGAAUCUCCUGUCGCGGACGAAUUCGUCACGAUCAUCGGUUCAAGUGCGGACCUACUAUCCGACAAGGAUGCAGAGGAGGAAGGCCAGAGCCAGGAUGAGGCUCGGAUACAGAUCUCGUACGCGCACGAGCGAGCUGCAAGCUACAUUGCGGACUUUCUGGCCACCCGCCAGGACAUCAUCCGAGCCACCCCGUGCUACGAAGCUCUAAGGUGCUUUGGGAGGGCGUUUCGGUUCCCGGCAGCAGCAAAUUACCACAGGAGCUUUCCUACAGACACGAUUCAAGAGUUUUGGUCUCACUCUUGGCAUGGAAGCACUCUGCGGAAGAUUUGCACGGUAAUGGUGCGGAAGAAUGGCCUUGCAGCCAUCUCUGCAGGAACGUUGGCGUCACUUCUUCUUGUUUGUUUAUUUGUUGCUGGCUAUCUUCCCGGCUAUGAAAGGGCGCCUUAUCCAUACGUGUUCGGCAUCUGGGGAAUGGUAGGCGGAACUCUCGUCGCAAUUGUUACCCUCAUCGGAUGGCAGUGUCGCACCCCGGUUUUCGUGGAUGUGAUGUGCAUACAUCAGUCAGAUCCAGGCUUAAAGGCAGAAGCUCUGCUCAGCAUGGGAGCUUUCCUGCAGAGCUCUGAAUCCUUACACGUGUGGUGGGAUGAGACGUUUGUGGAGAGGCUCUGGUGCGUCUUUGAGCUCGGAGCAUAUCUCGGAAGUUGCAAACUUUCAGAUUCCGGGCGUGCCAAGAGAUUGACCGUCACACCGACUAUGCUGGGGACGAGCUCCAUAGCUACAUUUUUUUCACUAUUCGUGGCCCAGCUCAGUUAUAUGGUCAGUCCCUUUGGCAAUCUGCUGCUUGGGUGGGUCAUAUUCUCUGUCCUCUUCCUUGCUGGUGGGCACUUUGGUGUCCGCUCCUUGCGGAAUUACUUCACGGCUGUGGAGAGCAUGCUUGUCCAGCUGCGCAACUUCCGCAUCCGAGACGCCAAGUGCCAAUGCUGCACGGAGGGUCACGCAGAAGAUGGCUCCAAUCCUUAUUGUGACCGUGAAAUCAUCAACCUUUGCAUUUGCAAGUGGUUCGGCGAUGAAUCUGCUUUCGAAAAGUUGGUCGCCACAGAUGUGUCUGCCGCGUUGGCCAGAGCACUCGGCGAUUCAUCCUUCUCCUACCAGUGGCUCUUGAUGGUCUCGGCUCCGUUUCAUUGGGGGCAUAUGGACCAGGUGGCGGCCCGAUUGCGUGCAGGCGACAUGGAAGCCGCGGCUGUAUCGGCCAUCAUCACCCUGACUUACUCGUUCCUGGCCUUUCCUUUCAUAGGACGUCUCGGGAUCAUCCUGGCAUGCAAGGCCCGGUGCCAACGGCAGCAACUGUGGGCAAACGAGCUAGUGACCUUUGCAGUGUUCAUUGCUGGCUUUCCGGUCGCAGGGGCCAUUCUUGCCACGCAGAGUUUGCUGCUGAGAGUCAUGAACCCGCUUGCCGGAGCGAUCAUCUUUGCCGCAAUCAAUCUGAUAUUUCUGAUAGUUCUUCUUCGGCAAUGCUCGCGGAUGUCACUUCUUUCGCAGGAUGUAGUAGAUAUCCCAGCGUAA